This is a messenger RNA of Colletes gigas, 3990 nucleotides long. RefSeq names its product protein patched (gene ptc). NCBI's taxonomy places the organism in Eukaryota, Metazoa, Arthropoda, Insecta, Hymenoptera, Colletidae. The coding region runs from base 1 to 3990 and encodes 1329 amino acids. The record is from RefSeq and is a predicted model, not a curated record. Gene Ontology annotation, biological process: smoothened signaling pathway. The transcript has 11 exons. Gene Ontology annotation, cellular component: plasma membrane. Gene Ontology annotation, molecular function: smoothened binding; hedgehog receptor activity; hedgehog family protein binding.
AUGGUUUCUGCGUCCGGCCCCACAGGGAUCCUAGCGGGACGCCCUUCUGGUUCUCAGUGCCAUCAAAGUUUGUCGUCCCACAAUGGAAGUACGUCCAAAGUUCACAGCGAAAAGCAUGUAAAAACCCACGUAGAAAGCGCGAAGGAACGACACGAGUCAGACCUUUAUAUCAGGCCAAGUUGGACCGAUGCUGCGAUUGCGUUGGAUCAACUCGAAAAGGGCAAGGCGGAAGGUCAAAGGUCUGUGGUGUGGAUCAGGGCAAGGCUGCAGGAUCAGCUGAGUCAGCUGGGCUACUUCCUGCAGAGGCACGCAGGCAAGGUCCUCUUCCUCGCGAUCGUCGCUUUGGCUACGUUCUGCGUCGCCCUCAAGUCCGCUCAGGUUCACAGCAAGGUCGAGCAACUCUGGGUUCAAGAAGGCGGAAGGUUACAAAAAGAGCUGACCUACGCCUCGACGGAACUGGGUGAAGCAGCCGCCUCGACGCAUCAGCUCGUCAUCCAAACGCCGAGGCAUUCCGGGGCGAAUAUUUUGCACCCUGCCGCACUCAAGGAACAUUUAGCGAUCCUGAAGGCGGCGACGCAGGUUACCGUACACCUGUUCGAAAUCACGUGGAGGCUGAAAGACAUGUGUUACGCGCUGAACAUACCCAACUUCGACAUGCACUACAUCGACCAGAUCUUCGAUAGUAUCAUACCGUGCGCCAUCAUUACGCCCCUCGACUGUUUCUGGGAAGGCAGCAAGCUCCUGGGACCGGAGUAUCCCGUCCACAUACCUGGGGCGCAAACGAACAAGCCGGUCCAGUGGACGAAUCUCAAUCCGUCGUGGAUGCUGGACGAGAUGAAGAAGCUGCCGUUCGCGUUUCCGUUCAAAACGCUGGAGGAUUACAUGAAGAGGGCCGGGAUAACGAACGCCUACCAGAGCAAGCCGUGUCUCGACCCGACGGACCCGGAAUGCCCGGAAACCGCGCCCAACAAAAAGUCCCAGCAGGUACCAGACAUAGGAGCCGAAUUAACGGGCGGCUGUUAUGGUUUCGCCGCGAAAUAUAUGCAUUGGCCCGAGGAGCUGCUCGUUGGCGGUGCUAAGCACAAUAAGACCGGUCACUUGACCCGCGCAGCUGCACUCCAGACUGUUGUGCAGCUAAUGGGAGAGCGAGAGCUUUACGAUUUCUUCGCCGGCACCUACAAGGUACACCAUAUCGACUGGUCCCAGGAGAAGGCGUCUCAGGUGCUCGAGAUCUGGCAGCGGGCGUUCAGCAAUCAGGUGAAAAAGCAUCUGGAGGCGAACGGCUCCGCGCCGUACAAUUUGUACGCGUUCAGCACGACAACAAUGAACGACAUACUUGGAAAGUACAGCGAGGUGUCCAUCAUGAAGAUCGCCAUUGGGUGCGCACUGAUGCUACUGUACGCCGGCGUGGUGCUUCUUCGAUGGAAGGAUCCAGUGCGUUCCCAAGCUGGUGUGGGUAUAGCGGGCGUGAUGUUGAUCUGCGCGACGGUGGCAGCUGGUUUGGGGUUCUGCGCCCUACUGGGUAUCCCCUUCAACGCGGCUACCACUCAGAUAGUCCCGUUCCUGGCACUCGGGCUCGGUGUGCACGACAUGUUCCUGCUGACGCACACGUACGCCGAGCUGUCGGUGAACGAGGUGCCCAGCGGUGAACAGACGGGGGUGGUUCUCAAGAGGACCGGCCUCUCCGUUCUCCUGGCAGGUAUCUGCAACGUCUCGGCGUUCUUCGCGGCGGCGCUGAUCCCGAUCCCGGCGCUGCGCGUGUUCUGCCUGCAAGCUGGCGUCCUGUUGCUGUUCAAUCUGGCCGCGAUGCUGCUGGUGUUCCCGGCCAUGGUCAGCCUGGACCUGAGGAGACGUCGUUCGGGACGCUCGGACAUAUUCUGCUGCUGUUUGCCGUCGAACGCCAGCAGGAACAAGUACGCGAACAGGACGAGCAACGGCACCGCGAAGCAGACGGUGACCAGGGCGAUACCGCCGGAGCGUCGCGAGACCUGCACGCAGAUACUGACGUCGCAGAACGCGCAGAACGAGUCCUGGGUGGGCGGGAACAUCGACGUGGACACGGAGAAGCAGUGCAACGAGGUGGACACCCUGACGGGAUGCAGCCAGGACGACUGCCUGAGCUUCUCGUUGACUCAGCUGGCCGCGAGGCACUACGCGCCGUUCGUCACCAGGCCAGCGACCAAGGUCUUCGGUAUGAUGAUACUGAUCGCGGUUUUAGCCGGAAGCGUCUGGCAAGCCAUCAAGGUCAACGACGGCCUGGAGUUGACCGACCUGGUGCCGCAGAACUCCAACGAGCACGCGUUCCUCGCUGCGCAGUCGAAGCAUUUCGGGUUCUACAACAUGUACGCGGUGACCGGUGGCGAUUUCGAGUACCCGAACAAUCAGAAGCUGCUGUACGAGUACCACGAGGCGUACAUGAGGAUAAAGAACGUGAUCAAGAACGACAACGGCGGUCUGCCGGAGUUUUGGCUGAGUUUGUUCAGGGACUGGCUGAGGGGGCUGCAGAUCGCAUUCGAUAAGGACUACGGGAACGGCUGCAUCACGCAGGAAAGGUGGUACAAGAACGCCAGCGACGAGGCGAUCCUGGCUUACAAGCUGCUGGUGCAGACCGGCCACGUUGAUAAUCCCAUCGAUAAGUCGCUGGUUACUCAGGUCAGGCUGGUGGACUCCGAGGGUAUCAUCAAUCCUCGAGCGUUUUACAAUUAUUUGAGCGCAUGGGUGUCCAACGACGUGCUGGCCUACGGUGCCUCGCAGGCGAACCUGAGGCCGGAGCCGCGACAGUGGAUCUACACCAACGAUCACGAGCUCAAGAUACCGAAGAGCAAUCCGCUGACCUACGCCCAGAUGCCGUUCUACUUGCACAAGCUAGCCAACACGCAGGAGAUCACCGAGCUGAUCGAUAGCGUGAGGAAGCUGUGCAGGAGGUUCGAGGAACGGGGACUGCCGAACUUCCCAUCCGGCAUACCGUUCCUGUUUUGGGAACAGUACAUGGACCUGAGGAGCUGCCUGGGCAUCGCUUUGUUGGCUGCACUGGCGGCCAGCGUCGCCGUAGUCGGUAUACUGUUGCUGAACCUCUGGGCGGCUCUGUUGGUCGGCUCUUCCCUCGCCGCUGUCGUGCUACAACUUCUUGGAAUUAUGGGCCUCUCCGACAUCAAACUGAGCGCCGUUCCAGCCGUUCUCUUGGUUGUCAGCGUCGGGAUCGCCGUGCACUUUACGGUGCAUAUUUGUCUGAGCUUCAUCACCAGUAUCGGGAGCAGGGAUCGAAGGAUUCGUUUAGCUCUGGAGCACAUGUACGCGCCAGUAAUACACGGGGCGGUGACAACAUUGCUGGCCAUUGUCAUGUUAGCCUUCUCCGAGUUCGACUUCAUCGUUCGAUACUUUUUCCUAGUGUUGAUCUGUCUGAUCGGCAUUGGGCUGGUGAACGGGCUGUUCUUCUUUCCCAUUUUGCUGUCUUUGAUUGGCCCGUCGCCGGAAGUGAUACCCAACGAUCAUCCGGAUCGUAUUUCAACGCCGACGCCGCCCGCCUCGCCGAUCGUCAGAAGAUCGAAGCCGCCAACGCCACCCAGAAGAUCCUACAAAAUUGAUAACGCCAGGCUGCACGCCGAGCCUUCUCUGACGACGAUUACCGAGGAACCCAAUUCCUGGCACAGCACGCAAGAGUCUUGUAUCAUCGUUCAACCGGAGUUGAAGGUUGAGACAACGUCCACGUGCGGUAAUCAGAACUGUAGCGGAUCAGAUACAAGUGGGUCUAGUCGAAUGUCACCAGUGACGUCAACAUCUCAUAUCACAACUAAGGUCACUGCGACGGCUAAUAUAAAGGUCGAAGUCCAUACACCGUUGACCAUAGGUACAGUGGAUCGCAGCGAGAAAUGCAGGCACACGACUUCCAGUAGCCGAAGGAGCUCGCGCUGCAGUGCGAACGUUAAUGCUGGGGAGUCUUCCGGUUCCGGUUCUGAGCCGGAUUCAGACUCUAACCCACACAAACACUAA